Molecule: messenger RNA, 3687 nt
Organism: Nothobranchius furzeri (turquoise killifish)
Lineage: Eukaryota; Metazoa; Chordata; Actinopteri; Cyprinodontiformes; Nothobranchiidae
Product: zinc finger protein 493
Biological process (GO): regulation of gene expression
Cellular component (GO): nucleus
Source: RefSeq, a predicted model, not a curated record
UUGUUCAAGCUGGUUUUAGGUCAUAACGUUUAUAUCCAAACUACUGGUCAGAUUUAAUGGAACAUCAUAAAGAAUAAGGUCUGUUUGACUUUUCAGGGCUGUUGAAGAAAUUGGUUGGAAAUAACAAAAAAUAUUACAACAGAUGAAAAAACAACUUGUAUUUACUUUAAUGUAAUUGUGUAGAGAAGUUAUCGUGAGUUAUGUUAAACCUAACUCACGACGUCCAUGGUUUGGUUUAUUAAACACUGAACUCAAAUGUCGGUGGAAUUUAUAGUACUCCAUUCUCUUUCACACUCCAGUCCAGCAGGUGGCGCUAGUGCACCUUUACGCUGGGCACCAACCACCAGAAGAAGCAGAAACCAGAAGCUGCUAGCCGAGCUAGCUUGUUGAUCUGGUGUGUGAGGAGAAUAUUUGAGGCUCUGCAGUAAAAAUGUCUUCACUUCAGUCUCUGGGAGAGUUGAUCAGCUAAAGCGACUAACUGCUGCUGCUGCAGAAAUCUUCUCACCAGGCUGUGGAAACUUUCUUCUCCUCCUCAACAACUUGGUGGAGUUCUUUCCAGAACCAGAGAAGAUAUUCUGCGGUCUUCGUGACAAUCGGAGCUCCAGAAUCAGGUUGUGGAUUGAAGAGGUUCCCUCUAUCAGACUCGCUCAUCUGAGUUGGUCAUGAUGCAGGAUCGCUGCUCGCUCUCUGAUCCAUCCUGCUCACACUCUCCGACGGAAAAGCCCCGAAUCUGAAUGUGACUCUGGAGGAAAAAGCGGUUAGCUCUACUCCGUGAACUCUGCUGUUAGCUAAACACGGCUAAAGAAAACCUGCUUCCACUUCAGGAUCUGGGACUGAUUCAUCGUGUGUUCUUCACCACCUGGACCUGGACAGCAUGGACACAGAUGUUCAACAGAUGGUGGUGGCUAAAGAAGAAGCUCCUGAAGAACAAGGUGCUGGUAUGGACCAGCAGGACUACCACCAAAUAAAAGAGAAACGGGAGGAACUCUGGACCAGUUUGGAGAGAGAGCCUCUCCAUUUGAAGGAGAAGAUUGAUGUUGCCAGGUUCCUAGUCACUGCAGUUUCUAUAAAGAGUGAGGAUGUUGAAGAGAAGUGCUACACCAGCAGCUCCGCUGAUCAGAUCACACCAGAAACAGUUGGGAACCAAGAUCUGAACCAUCAUAAACAGACAUCCAAUUCUUCAGAGACUGACGUUAGUGGAGAUGAAGAUGUUGACUUGACUCUAGACUCUGGCUUGUCAUACUCUAGGUAUGGAACUAGAGGCGGAGACAAUGACAGCAAUGAGAUCAGGUGUUCUGAGUCAGAUGUUAAGACUCCAAACGAAUCUUGUAGCAGCCUUGAGUAUGGUAAACAUUUUCUCAAAAGUUGUUCUCUCCAGAAACAUGUGAGAGUCACAAGUCAUUCAGCAAGGUCUUCAGGCUGUUUGGUUAAAAAUAACUAUGUUAGAGUGAAGCAACAUACAGAUUCAAGCGGGAAAAUCCAAAAAGAACCAAAAACAUUCAGUUGUGAGGACUGUGAAAAAAGAUUUGGUACAAGAACAUAUUUAAACAUACACAUGAGAGUCCACACAGGACAGAAGCCUUUUGCUUGUGAGCUUUGUGGUAGAAGGUUUAGGCAAAAGACACAUUUAAACAGACACAUGAUCAUCCACACUGCACAGAAUUCUUUUGCCUGUGAACUCUGUGGAAAAAGCUUUGGACUUAAGGCAAAUUUAAAAAAGCACAUGGCAGUCCACACAUUUCAGAAGCCUUUUGCAUGUGAGCUCUGUGAACAAACAUUUAGAAGAAAUACACACUUAAAGAGACACAUGAUCGUCCACAUGGAACAAAACCCUCUUGCCUGUGAGCACUGUGGAAAAAGAUUUAGCAAUAAGAAGAGUUUAAACCGUCACAUGAGUGUCCACACUGGACACAAACCUUUUGCCUGUAAGCUCUGUGGACUAAGAUUUAGACAAAAGGCGUAUGUAAAUAGUCACAUGAGAAUCCACACAAGACAUAAACCUUUUGCCUGUGAACACUGUGGACAAAGAUUUAGCCAUAAGACCAGUUUAAACAACCACACGACAAUCCACACAGGCCAGAAGCCAUUUGUUUGUGAGCUCUGUGGACAAAGAUUUAGCCGUAAGACCAGUUUAAACAACCACAUGACAGUCCACACAGGACAGAAACCUUUUGCCUGUGAACUCUGUGGACUAAGAUUCAGACAAAAGGCAUAUGUAAAUCAUCACAUGAGAAUCCACACAAGACAUAAACCUUUUGCCUGUGAACACUGUGGACAAAGAUUUAGCCAUAAGACCAGUUUAAACAACCACAUGACAAUCCACACAGGCCAGAAGCCAUUUGUUUGUGAGCUCUGUGGACAAAGAUUUAGCCGUAAGACCAGUUUAAACAACCACAUGACAGUCCACACAGGACAGAAACCUUUUGCCUGUGAACUCUGUGGACUAAGAUUUAGACAAAAGGCAUAUGUAAAUAGUCACAUGAGAAUCCACACAAGACAUAAACCUUUUGCCUGUGAACACUGUGGACAAAGAUUUAGCCAUAAGGCCAGUUUAAACAACCACACGACAAUCCACACAGGCCAGAAGCCAUUUGUUUGUGAGCUCUGUGGACAAAGAUUUAGCCGUAAGACCAGUUUAAACAACCACAUGACAGUCCACACAGGGCAGAAACCUUUUGCCUGUGAUCUCUGUGGACAAAGAUUUAGCCAUAAGAGCACUUUAACCAAUCACACAAGAGUCCACACAGGGCAGAAACCUUUUGCCUGUGAGCUCUGUGCACAACGAUUUAGCCGAAAGACACAUUUAAACAACCACAUGACAGUCCAGACAGGACAGAAACCUUUUGCCUGUGAUCUCUGUGGACAAAGAUUUAGCCAUAAGAGCACUUUAACCAAUCACACAAGAGUCCACACAGGGCAGAAACCUUUUGCCUGUGAGCUCUGUGCACAACGAUUUAGCCGAAAGACAUAUUUAAACAGUCACAUGAGAGUCCACACAGGACAGAAACCUUUUGUCUGUGAACUCUGUGGACAAAGAUUUAGCCAUAAGACCAGUUUAAAUGAUCACACAAGAAUCCACACAGGACAGAAAUCUUUUGCUUGUGAGCUCUGUGCACAAAGAUUUAGCCGAAAGACACAUUUAAACAGUCACAUGAGAGUCCACGUAGGACAGAAGUAACUUGUAACUACAAGCAGUGUUUCCCCUACUGCGCCACACCUGAAAUUCUAGUGCUGCAGCUAUGAAAUCAAGCCCCUCCCCAACACCCCCGCCCUCACAGUUGACACACGGCACUGAAGCGUUCCGCGCACUAUUUCCCCCUUCCUCGCUCCCAUGGCAGUGAAACGGACGCAAAGGGUUGAGCCGGAUUAAUGUUUUGUUUUUUAUUAUAUGUUUGUUUUUGUCUGUGAAGCACUUGGUGACUUGUGUCUGUGAAAAGUGCUAUAUAGAUAUACUACUUCUUUUACAUUCAUCAGUCCAGUCCCCAGCUUCAUAGUUUCAUUUUUUUUCUCUAGACUUUCAAUUCCAGUAAUCUUAUUACUUUUUUCAGUUAUGUUAUUUCCUUGACCCUUGUUACGACCCAUGCUGAUGUUAAAAAUGAAGGACGAAUGUGUAACAUACAGGUGUGUGUGCAAGAUGGUAAAAAUCCAAACAGAUUUUAUUAUAAAAAAGGAUUUUAAAAACACAAA